Messenger RNA from Dermochelys coriacea (leatherback sea turtle), 7373 nucleotides. It is a transcript of the gene DPP10, whose product is annotated as dipeptidyl peptidase like 10. The transcript has 28 exons. The record is from RefSeq and is a predicted model, not a curated record. Gene Ontology annotation, molecular function: serine-type peptidase activity; dipeptidyl-peptidase activity. The coding region runs from base 2816 to 5335 and encodes 839 amino acids. Gene Ontology annotation, biological process: proteolysis. NCBI's taxonomy places the organism in Eukaryota, Metazoa, Chordata, Testudines, Dermochelyidae.
CACACUGGUUUAGAUAGAGCAAAAACGAGUUUAUUAACUACAAAAUAUAGAUUUUAAGUGAUAGUAAACAGAUCAAAGCAUCUUACCUAGCAAAUAAACAAACUAAACAUAAUAUACUGAACAGAUUGGAUAUGAAUAGUAGUUUCUUCCUCAAAGAGAUAGUGCAAGCAGGCUGCAGAUUCUUAAGGGGCAAGCUGCACUUGCUUACAGCUUGGAAUGCCCAGAUGUUCCAUUCACAGGCUAAAAAUCCCUUUAGUCUGGAUCCCACACUUCCCCCAAUUCAGUCUUGUUCCUCGAGUAUUUCCAGGAGUCUUCUUGAGUGGGAACGAAGAACACCAGCUGAUGUCCUUCCCGGCUUUGUAUAGUUUUGUUUCAAAGCUUGGUUCCUAGUUCCCAGACCUGUCUGUGGAAAAUUGACAUCACAAGAAGGAGUCUAGAGCCACAUGGUCUCCUCAUGUGUCCUUGUAGAGUCAUAGCAGCCAUCGCGCACAGGCUCUUUGGAGCAUAACAGGAAGGCUCCCUAUGUGAGAGAUAAGCUUCUCCCAAGGCCUAUUGUUUUCCAAAUGGCCCAUUCCCCACCCGCUGUCUAGAAUGAAAGCAUCUUGUCUAGUGGACAUUUCCCAAGGUGUAAUUACAUUUGAAAUGCAGACAAUCAAUAUUAGUAACUUCAGAUACAAUUAUACAUGGAUACAAAUAAGAAUCAUAUUCAGCAAAUCAUAACCUUUCCAAUGAUAUCUCACAUUACUUAUCUUGCAUAAAGUACAUCAUAACUAUGUCAUAAUUAUAUCAUACCAAUAUCGCCAUGAAGAAUAUGGGGUGUAGUGUCACAGCAUGCAUACAAAAAGUGAGGGUGAGGUGGAAUGGUGGAGGGGAAAACUUAAUAGGAGAAUGGGGGUAGGGAAGUUAUGGUAAUAUAGAGCAGUGAGGAAGGAAGUGAGAGAGCAAGGGAUGGAGAAGAGAAUGAGUUGUUCAGAGAGGGUGUGGAAGAGGGAGAGAAGCUGUGAAUGAACAGAGAGGAAAUAAAUGUCCAGUUUGAAAACCAUGGUACAUAGUGGCUGAUGAUCUCACAGUGUUCACAGCAUAUGCUGCUGUCCCCUUGCUGGAUCCCUUGGUGUGAGGGAUGGGGAGUGCUGACUAGGUCUCAUCCCCAUUCUGAUGCCAUUGCCUUGGGCCCUGUGGGGAACGGUGAAGUCUUUGUGUUCCUAAGUGCUGGCUCUGCCCUGGACCUCUGUUUCUCUCACAUGUGGUUUGUAGCAGAUGCUGCUAAGGGCCUCAUCCACCAGUGUGGGUUCCCCCUGAUACUUCUGGUAGUGCAACAUUGUGAGGCCAAACCUAUGGAUGGGUUAGUUAAAGUAGAAUUGAGCAAAAUACUGCUGAAACCAGGGAUAACCAGACAGCUUGGGCCUCAUUUACAGAGGUGUUAAAUGCCUGAACCUACCAUUGAUGACAGCUAGAGGUGUGGGUGCUGCGUACUUCUAUCCAACAUUGGACAGCCCCAAAACUUGGACCCCCACAAAGCAGUGGCUUGUGAAUAGGCUGGCCUAGACCCACGUAGGUCACUGUGCAGAAUCAAGGCUUCUCCCCCUAGUUAUGUAUAUUCCCCAGGUGCUGAUCCUCAACCCUUCUAGCACCUGAUUCUUUCCCCGAUAGCUGAAAGAGGGCCAAGCCUCUGGUAGCAUAGUUUACACCCCUAAGAAGUAAUCCUAAAACGGAUUAGGGACUAACCCGCCCCCGAACCCCUGUGAACGUGCCCCGCAGCCAAGUAAGCAAUAUGCAGGCUGUGUAGAUAGUCUCAGAUAUGACUGUCUAAGGGGUACAACCAACAACCUGAGAAUUUGAUCAAUAUCCCCAGCUCCAGCCCUGCUUUUCGGGCUGGAAAGGGCUGAGGCUGGGACUGGAAACGUGUGUGUGUGUGUGUGUGGGGGGGGGGGGGUACAGCUUGUCAGAUCCUGUUAAAGCCAAAUCCACAGCGCCCUUCACCCCCCCCGCCCCCCCCAUCCCUCCCUCCCUCCCAUCCCAAAGAGCCCAGAAGCAGCUGCUCUUCGCUGCCCAAAGAGAGGAUUCACCAGAGCGGUGUGGGGCCGGGCUUCCAGGAAGGCGGGUGAAGGCAUUUGCAGCGCGGAGCCGGCGGGCUGGUCCUGCGCGGUGGGCGGCAGGAGCAGCCCGAGACCCGCCCACCCCCGCUCCGGCUGGGGGGCUCGGAGGGGUCGGCUCCCGCGGAGGCGGGCAGCGGCGGGUGACCGCGGCUCCGCCGGUCCGUUGCUCCAGCCGCGCCGCUGCCGGCGGGGAGCCCCCGGCUCCGGCUCCUCCGCACCUGCCUGGCCAAGGAGGCUUCUUCGGCGAGCCGCCGCCGCCGCCGCCGCCGGAGGGGGCGCGCACACCGCAGUAAUGCGAGCCCAUCCCCUCCUGGCGGGGAAGGGGAAGGGGAAGGCGGCCGAGUCCCAGCCCAGCCAGGUGUUCCGCUUCGGUGUGCGGCUGGCGGCCCGGAGCGCUCAGUGACCCGCCCGCUGGAGCCGCCUCUGCCCCUGGGCGCGCUUCCGACCGCUUGGCUUCAGCCGGGGGGGGGGAGGUUGCGGUAGCUGGAGAGGGGGAGAGAGAAGCGGCUGCUCCUUGGUGCUCCUCUUCCUCCUCCUCCUCCUCCUCCUCCUCUUCCCCCCCCCCCCCCCCGCCCCGGUCAUUUGCUGCCGCCGCCGCCGCUUUGCCCAUUCGAGGAGGGCAGGGAAGCGCGUGUCAUGCGAUCGGUGCCCAGCGGAAGGGCUCCGAGGCUGAGGUACCCGUGAGAGGACGUGCAGCGAAAUCGAGCCCGCUCGGUGCAAUGACAGCCAUGAAGGAGCAGCAGGCACCGCCGAACCCGGGCAGCCGGGGGAGCCAGCCUCAGCAGCAAGACCAGGAGCUUGGAAGUAACAGCCCUCCACAAAGGAAUUGGAAGGGAAUUGCAAUUGCACUGCUGGUGAUUCUAGUUGUAUGUUCACUCAUCACUUUGUCUGUCAUUCUUUUAACCCCAGAUGAGUUUACAAAUUCAUCAGAAACCAGAUUGUCUUUAGAAGAUCUCUUCAAAAAAGAGUUCAUAGUUCAUAAUCCAGAAGCCAAAUGGAUUAAUGAUACAGAAGUGGUAUAUAAAAAUAGGAAUGGACAUGUUGUUAAACUGAACAUAGAAACAAAUACAACCACGUUAUUAUUGGAAAAUACAACUUUUGUAACUUUCAAAGCAUCAAGAUAUUCAGUUUCACCAGAUUUAAGAUUUGUUCUUCUUGCAUAUGAUGUUAAACAGGUUUUUCAUUAUUCUUAUACGGCUUCAUAUGUGGUUUAUAACAUACAUACAAGGGAAGUUUGGGAGUUAAACCCUCCAGAAGUAGAGGAUUCAGUUUUACAGUAUGCAGCAUGGGGUGUAGAAGGAGAGCAACUGAUUUAUAUUUUUGAAAAUAACAUCUACUAUCAACCUGAUGUAAAGAGUAGCUCAUUGCGACUGACAUCCUCAGGAAAAGAAGGAAUCAUAUUUAAUGGAAUUGCAGACUGGCUCUAUGAAGAGGAGCUUCUUCACUCUCAUGUUGCCCACUGGUGGUCCCCGGAUGGAGAAAGGUUGGCAUUCCUGAUGAUAAAUGACACUUUGGUACCAAACAUGGUUAUUCCUCGGUUUACUGGAGGUCUGUAUCCUAAAGGAAAGCACUAUCCAUAUCCUAAGGCAGGUCAAACAAACCCAACAGUAAAGCUGUUUGUAGUUAAUCUAUAUGGACCAACCCAUACACUGGAACUCAUGCCACCUGACAGCUUUAAAUCAAGAGAAUACUACAUCACUAUGGUAAAAUGGGUAAGCAAUACCAAGACUGUGGUGAGAUGGUUAAACAGACCACAGAACAUUUCCAUUCUUACGGUUUGUGAGACCACGACUGGGGCUUGUAGCAAGAAAUAUGAGAUUACAUCAGAAGUGUGGCUUUCUAAACAGAAUGAGGAGCCAGUUUUCUCCAAAGAUGGAAGUAAGUUCUUUAUGAUAGUUCCAGUGAAACAAGGUGGCCGGGGUGAAUUCCACCACAUAGCCAUGCUUAUUCAGGCUAAAACUGAACAAAUCAGUGUGAGACACCUGACAUCAGGAAACUGGGAAGUUAUCAAAAUCCUGGCAUAUGAUGAAAAUACUCAAAAGAUUUAUUUUUUAAGCACCGAAGAUUCCCCAAGAGGAAGACAGUUACAUAGUGUAUCAACUGUUGGAUUACUGAACCGCCAGUGUCUUUCAUGCGACUUCAUGGAAGAUCAGUGCACAUACUUCAGUGCAAAGUUUAGUCCCAUGAACAAGAAUUUUUUACUACAUUGUAAAGGGCCAGGCGUUCCAGUUGUUAGCGUGCACACUACAAGUAACCCUGGAAAAUUUUACAUAUUGGAAAAUAAUGCUGUGUUGAAAGAAACUAUUUUAAAGAAAAAGAUUUUCCGGACAGAAAUUAAAAUGGUUCACAUUGAGGAUUAUGAACUUCCUUUACAGUUGUCAUUUCCAAAGGAUUUCACAGAUCGAAACCAGUAUGCUGUUCUGUUAAUAAUAAGUUUCAGCACCCAAGUGUGGUACGGAGGCAGGGUUGGAGUUCCAGAUUUGCAUGAAGUACCACCUCCAAAAAGCAGUACUGUACUUCCAGGAAGGACAUCAGGCUGUUUCAGUGAUGAAGCUCCAGGCAGCCAGUUGGUUACAGAUAAGUUUCACGUUGACUGGGAUUCAGUGCUUGUCAACUCUGAUAAUGUCAUCAUAGCUCGAUUUGAUGGCAGAGGGAGUGGAUUUCAAGGCCUUAAAAUUCUACAGGAAGUCCAUCGUUGCUUAGGUUCAGUGGAAGUGAAGGACCAAAUAGCAGCUGUAGAGUCAUUACUGAAACAACCAUUCAUAGAUCCUAACCGACUGAGCAUAUUUGGAAAGGGAUAUGGCGGAUACAUUGCAUCAAUGAUCCUGAAAUCCAAUGAAAGACUUUUUAAAUGUGGAGCCGUUAUUGCACCAAUCACAGACAUGAAGUUGUAUGCUUCAGCUUUUUCAGAAAGGUACCUUGGCAUUCCAUCUAAAGAGGAAAAUACAUAUCAAGCAUCCAGUGUACUACACAAUAUUCAUGGUUUAAAAGAAGAGAAUUUGCUAAUAGUUCAUGGGACAGCCGAUACUAAAGUCCAUUUCCAACACUCAGCAGAACUAAUUAAACAUCUAAUAAAAGCUGGAGUUAAUUACACUAUGCAGAUCUACCCAGAUGAAGGUCAUAACAUUGCAUCUGAGAAAAGCAAAUAUCACCUUUACAGCACAAUCCUUGGGUUUUUUAGUGCUUGUUUAAAGGAGGAAGCCCCAAUUUUACCACAGGAACCUGAAGAGGAUGAAUAAGGAAGCCUGUUUGUACAGUACUGAAAGGAGACUUACUUUGUGGCUCAAUAAAACCUUAAAUAAAAGUGACUGUAAGAUUGCAGAUUCUGCAGAAGCUCAAGGGCAGCUAAAGGAUAUAACAGUGGAACAGCACAUUUAGAGAUACUGAGCUAAUAAACUGGAAUUUGAAUACAAAGUCCAAACAUAUUACCGAGGGACAAAACCUAUACCUUUGUGGAUGAACAACGGUUGGUUACAGUUUCCUGGACAAACUUAGUUUUACAUAAGUGUAGAGUUAGUGCAUGUUUAUUAUGUUAAGCCUCACUGUUUGUUCUGUAAGUAGUUGCUCUGUUUUUAAUUUAAAUGCACAUCUUUAUCCAUUUUUGCAUUAUGCUCUACCAAUCAUAAAUAUUAAGGCCACUUAUAUUUUAAAAGGUGAGUUGCAAUCUAAUACUUUACUGUAACAUUACAAUAAGUGCAAUUCCUUUCCUGCCUAUUAAGCAUAAGAAAGCAUUGAGUUAAUAAAGGAUGUGAUAUUUUCUAUAGUUUCUGUUUAAAGGGAAAAUAUUGUCCAGUGGGUCAUAUAACAUAAGUAUAGCAACUGAUUUUAUUUUUAUUUGUUUUAAUUUCAGACAUUUAUUACUGUUAUUGUACCUAUUAGUAAUCAGUAAGGGCAUUUUUGGAAGUGCACUCUUGGUCUUUAUGUAUAUACACAAGACUUCCUAAACAGAAAAUCUUUGUAUGCUUGAAUAAUUUUUCAAGCCAUAAUUAACAGCUGUGUUUUAACAAUGUCUGCAAUUGAAAUACUUCCCCAAUCCCAAAUGUAUCAUUUCCAUAAGAAAUGUUUGGGUUGUGUUUUGGUAUUGUUUAUAGUAGUUAAUAGUUUGCUGGUUACACUCUAAUUUUUGAAUAUGCUACUUUGUCAGGUGUAAAUUAGAUACAUAAAUAUUAAAUUAUAGUUUCAGAUAAAGAAAUUUUAUUAACAAUGUAAUGCCAUUGAGUAAUAUUUUACUCUAAAAAAGAAAUCUUUGCUCAGAUUCCAUUCUAAUUUCUGUGGCAGUAGCAGGUAACUGGAACAGUCUGUCAGUUUUUAUUUGGUAUUCCACAGCUGCUCAUUAAGAAGGAUUUACAUUCAACGGUGUUACGAAGAAAUGAAGUAUUUUUCAUCCAUAGCCAAGGAAACUCCUGACAAAUGAAAUUUUGGUAUUUUAUUCAGAUGGAGAUACUAAAAUGCAUCCAUUUAUUUCUCAAGGUUAAUUACAGCACUAGAAAUUGACACUACGAAAUAAACAAAGCAGUCAACACAGGUCAUCAGAAUAUUAACCUCAACGAUUGAAAUCAAACAUUAUGUUCAUUUAAUAUUAAAUAUGUUCCAGAAGGUAUCUGAAGGCUCUUGACAAAUGCUGUGCAAUGCACAUAAAUACAUAUGUAAUUUUUUUCUCUGGAUAUUAUUUAUUAAUGCUUUUCUAUGUGAUUAGGAUUUCAUUUCUUGCGAGAUUAAAAUUAACAUAAUCAACAUAAUUUUUGGAAAGUAAUUUAUACUAUUUAAAAUGCAAAGUUUUGCAUAUUUUAUGAAGAAUUAAAAUUGUUUUUAAGGUACAUUGAAAUUCAUCUGAAGCUUUUUAAUCAAUAUUUUCUUCUGGAAUAUUUUCUUCUUUGACUGCUAGAGUUUUUUCUGAUGCAAAUAGUUAAGUUGUCUGAAAGAUGGUUUUAUGGAGCACUUAAAAGUAUUUGUCUAUUAAUGUUUAGUAUUUACUUUGUUUUAUUAGCAAUUUUUAUCUAUUUUCAAUUAGUUUAAUACACUUUUAAUGUGCAUUUGUCUGGGUCACAGCGUGACCGCAAAGUCUGAGUAUGUCUGCAGUGGAGGAUAUGGGAACACUCUAUGUACUAGGAAAGACGUCAAGACAAAUUUGAGAAAAUCAGUUUUUUCAGCAGCAGCAAGCAAGAAAUCAAACACAGACUUACCAACUCUGCUUAUACUACAGGAUCAGCACUUCAACUUAUUAAACAGUUGGAAUUUGUUCUUGUAAAUUUACCCAGAUUAUGUCCUUCCUCAUUU